AUGGAUACAGUUAUGACUACAGUUAAUUCUGCUUCUGCUCAAUUGAGCAUGAUUCCAAUGUUGAAUGGGACAAACUAUGUCACAUGGAAAGAGACUGUUGAGAUUGUUCUUGGGUGCAUGGAUCUUGACCUUGCGCUAAGGAAAGAGCAACCAGUUCCCACUACGGAUGAUCCGAAAACGGAUCAAAUUGAUAAGUGGGAACGCUCUAAUCGCAUGUGUAUGGCGAUCAUGAAGCGAACGAUCCCAACUGGCUUUCGGGGCUCCAUUGCUGAGAGCACAAGUGCCAAGAAGUGCCUCUCUGAAAUUGAGCAAUAUUUUGCUAAGAAUGAGAAAGCGGAAACGAGUAAUCUUCUGUCAAAACUCGUGACCAUGAAGCAAACUUAA
Daucus carota subsp. sativus is the source of this 384-nucleotide messenger RNA. RefSeq lists its product as uncharacterized. NCBI's taxonomy places the organism in Eukaryota, Viridiplantae, Streptophyta, Magnoliopsida, Apiales, Apiaceae. The record is from RefSeq and is a predicted model, not a curated record. The transcript is spliced from 3 exons. The coding region runs from base 1 to 384 and encodes 127 amino acids.